UAGAGACCGCCAAGUUCAGUAGAUUCCUUACCGUUAAAUACACGUGAAGAAAUUAUACUUGACUUUGUAGAACCCUUAAAAAUGUUUUUUUCGGUACUCUUUGUUUUAUUUUGUGUAACAUCGAAUGCCUUAGUACACAGAUUAAAUGUUCCCAGAGUUUUAUUACCAGUAUUUAAUGAUUUUGCUGUAAAUUUUACACUUGAAGUUACUGAUGGUGCUUGCUAUAAAUGGUCAACAUCGCGAUUAGAUAUUAUUCAACUAAUUCCUAUAAAUGAAAAUGUCGAGAGAACUUGUUCUUCUGCUAUAUUGAUUCAAACAAUAACGAGAGAGUCCAAUAGAAAUACUGCAAUAGUAUUAGCAGAAGAUGUUAAUAAUGGGCAAUUUUUAAGAUGUGAUGUUAUAGUAGAUGUGAUAUUUUCUCUAAAUCUUGUGACAACUACCAGAGAAUUAUAUAUAGAGGAAGCACCAGAAGCAUUUGAAGUUAGAGCAUACGAUGAACAAGGAAAUGAAUUUACUACUCUUGCUGGUGUCGAAUUUCUUUGGAGCAUAGACAAUGCUGAUAAACAUAUGUCAGAUUCUAAAGCACCAAAUGAUAUUUUAAGAUUUAUGACUUAUCAAGAAUCACAUUAUGAAACUCCACCAACAAUUGCCGCAUUAGAUGUAAUUGGUAAAAAAGGACAUAUCGUACUGCUAGAAGGAAUAAAAACUGGCACAGCAAAGGUUUCUGUGAAAUUAACUUAUCCAGAAUAUAAACAUGUUCCACCAAUAGAAGUUGAAUUAAUUGUAAUAGCCAAUCUAAUUAUUAUUCCAUCAGACACAACAGUUAUGGCAUAUGAUAGUUUUAAAUAUAAAAUAAUGCAAGCUCGUCAAGGUCGUUUGGAAGAAAUAACUUUACCAUCUAGCCAAUACUACUUAGAAGCAGAAAAUCCUAAUAUAUUAGAAAUUGAUAACGAUCGUGAUUUUGCAUAUGCUAAAUCUCUAGGACGUACCAAAAUAUUCUUACAUGAUAAAAAUGUACGUGAUGAAUAUCCCGUUAUUUUACCAUCUGCUACAGUUAAUGUAAAUGAUGUAGCGUAUGUAAUGCUUGCUGUUUUACCCAAUAGAAAUUGGGGUUUAGUACUUGGUCAUACUCACGAAAUUGUUGUUGAAUUAUAUGAUAAUAAAGAUCAUAAAUUUCACAUUGGAGAAGGUGUUGAAGUAUCAGUGAAAUUAGAUGAACACUACUUUGAACCAAAGAUGAUAACACAAAAUGGCACUUAUAUUGUUGGUGUGCCUAUCACAUGUGGAACAAUGACUGUUGAAGCUACCCUCAAUGGUAUAAUUGAUAAACAUGGUAGAAAAGUGUUUAUUGCUUCACGUCCUACUACAAGAGCUGAGCUUUUGAUUCAUACUCCUGUUACUAUACAACCUAAGGUAUUGGCAGUUCCAUGGGAUUCUAAGGCUAAAUCAAGGUAUGACACUGUACUAAACGCAAGUGGGGGAGAUGGAUCAUACGUAUGGUCAAGCAAACAUCCUUCUAUAGCAACAAUUUCUCAAAAUGGAGGAAUGAGAAUUUUAACAGCAGGUGUAACAGAAAUAAAUGUUGCUAUGACAAGAAAUCAGUAUAAUAAAGACACAACAAAAGUGUAUGUAUUACCUCCUUCCAAAGUAAAAGUAAUUGAAUAUAACAUGGAAGCUGCUGUAGGAGAACAGAUUUAUCUUCACAUUGCAUUAUAUGGAAGAUUAAUUAAUGGAACAGACUCCAAAGAAAUUCCUUUCAAUGAUUGUAGAGAUAUUAAUUUUGAGACAUACAUUCCAGACGGUAAUUUUAUACAAAACAAUAGUAAUGUCAUAGAACCUGUAGGAAUUGCAUGUGCCGUUAUAGCAGUUACUAGCGUGGAUAUCGGAACAUCCGAAGUAACUGUAGUAUACAACGGUAACGGUCAAUAUUUGACUGACAACGUUACUGUGUCGGCCUAUGAACCUUUAAUAGCAUUACAUCCAAGUAGCAAGGAAACUUUAUUAACAGUGGGUUCAUUGAGGAAAAUAGUUUUUAAAGGUGGACCCCAUCCAUGGUCUAACAAGCCACAAAGUUAUUCGCGAAAAAUUCAAGUAUCUGAGGAAAAAAUUGUUGAUGUAACAGAACAUGUAGAUUCUUCAGAUGGAUUGCACGAUAUAUUCGUUAUUGAAGUAAUGUGUCGUGCCCUUGGAGAGGUGGAUGUAACAUAUAAAAUUUCAAAUGUUCCUCUACUGCCAAACUGUAAAAGUACAUAUGCAUUUGAAACAGUAAAAGUGAUUUGUGGUAAACCUAGACAUAUUUAUCUUCAACCUGAAUUUAAGGAUAAGAAUUGUCCUAUCAGCAAUCUUAAUAUAGAAAGGAUAAUGGCACACAGUGAUAAAAAUUUGAAGCUUAUUACAAUAAUAAAGGAUGAAGAAGGUAGAACAUUCGAUAAUAUUACGAGUUUACGAAUUGAAUGGAAUUUGAAACCCUCGACUGUAGGUUCUGUAGAAAUGCCUUCUAGUUCUAUAGAGGAAACAAUCACGGAUAUGAAUGUUAUUUUACCAAAAAGUUACUAUCAAAAUGUCAUUUUUAAAAAACAUUUUGGCACUCUUAUAUUAACAGCUACAGUUACGGGUUAUCAAAAAUAUAUAUUGAGUAAAUUAAAAAUAAUUCCCGAAUGGCCGCCAUUCGCAAUUGAGACUGAAAGAAAAAUCUAUGAAACGCCUCUUAUAGAAACUUCUAUAGAAGUAGUUUUAGUCAAUGAUACCUCUGUUAUCCCUGAUAAAUUAAUGGUAUUAAAUGAUCCUACUGCAAAAUAUUACUUGCAAGUGAGUCAGGGUUCUGGAUAUUACGAAUUUGUAUUAAGUUCAGAUGAUAUUGCAGAAGUUCGAUAUAUAGAGUCAACAAAAGCAAUUAGUCUCACUCCAAAAAAAUCUGGAGUGCUUCAUUUAUCAUUGAUAGAUCUUUGUUUACCUUCAAAACCAGCUGAAGUUGUCAUUGAAAUACAACAACUUGCCAUAAUAGAGAUAGAAACAGUGAAUAAAAUCGAAAAGGGAAAGUGCAUAGUAGCUGCACUGAAACUUUAUGACACGAAUGGCCAUGCUAUAAAAUUGCCUUCUUUGAAUGCUUUAGAAUUUAGAGCAGAAAUUGAUAACGAAUACAUAGAAGUUAAACAGUUACCUGCUAGUGAACAUGGCAAUCCUCCUUAUAAUCAACUGUUGUAUAUGGUAUAUGGAAUGGCAGAAGGCGAAUCUCAAUUAAUUUUCGUCAAUAAAGGGGCCGAAAAGGAGAUACAGAGUGAAUCAGCAACUAUCCAAGUCUUUGUUCCUUUAAGAGUUUUUCCAAAGAAUCUAACAAUACUAGUAGGGACUGUUUAUCAAGUACAAACAACAGGAGGUCCAUCAAAUGCAGAAAUUGAAUUCUCUACACAGGAUAAUGAUAUUCUGAACGUUGGCUAUAAUGGUAUAUUUGAAGGAAAAUCAGUUGGACAAACAAAAAUUAUUGUUAGAGCCAUUGGUCUUAAUGCUAAAGGCAAUAAAGUUAUUUAUUCUGAGGAUCAUGCUGAUAUACAUGUAUUAUAUCUUGAAGGAGUUAAAAUUGUUGUGCCAACAAGUAGAGUAAAAGUGGGUGCAAUGUUUCCACUUUGGGCAUUUGGUAUCCCAGAACAUUUAACUCCUCUUAUUAUAGGUUCUAUGCAAUUACCACUAACUUUUAUGUGGUCAUCUAGUGAUUCUAAUUUAAUAACAUUGCAUAAUAUGUAUGAAGGUACUGGAAUUAACAUUAGAUACCAAAAUGAGGUAUCUUUGAGAGCCAAAGCAAUUAGUCCUGGAUUAGCAACUAUUUAUUUAAAUGUUACAAUGCCAUCUAAUAUGUUAGCCGGUUUUAAAGGCGAUGUAACAUAUACUACAUUUAUAAAAGUUGAAAUAUUUGAGGAAUUGCGUUUAAUGCAUUUGGGACUACCUUUGGAUGCACCAGUGAUACUAAUGUCCCCAAAUUCUGUCUUAAAAUUAGAAACAAAUCGUGACAAACAUGGUUCAACUAUUUAUAAAGUAUUGUCUACUGUACAUGGAAAUGAUUCAGUGGAUUUACAGGCUUUAACAGUUGCAUCUAAAACUGUCACUAUUGAUAAAAAUGGCAUCAUAAAAGCUGGUGAAAGUAUCGGAAAAAUAGUUAUUUCUAUUACAAAUACCGAAGCCUAUAAUUUGAAACAAUCAAUAACUGUUAUUGUUGAAGUCAAGCCUAUUCAUUAUAUGAUGUUGUCUUUAAAAUCAAUUUUACGAAUUCGGAGUGGAGAAGAAUUAAAUAUGUUACCCAAGGGUAUGGAAUUGGAUUAUAUUCUUGAAUAUUAUGAUAAUAUUGGAACAAAGUUUCAUGCUGCUGAAGUUGAUGCUAAAACUAUAUUAAAUCGGGUUGAUCUCGCAUCAUUUACUAAAGGUUCCGAAAAUGUAGUUACUGCAAAAUUUAUUGAAAAUGGAGACCUUGUUGUAAAAGCAUACAAUGAAAGAUAUCCUAAUGCAAUGUUUGAUUAUGUACAUAUGAUGAUUGGUGAUAUAGUUUUCCCCACAAAGACUACACUAACAGUGGGCGAUAUAGUAUGCUUUUCAAUGCCACUUUUAUCUUCUGACGGUGAUCCAGGUUAUUGGCAAUCUUCUGCUCCUGAAAUAUUAACUGUAGAUCCUAUUACAGGAAUAGGUCGAGCAAAAAAUAUUGGUUAUGCAGUAGUAAAACAUAGUCUUGCAACUCACAUGCAAGGUGAAAUAGAAGUUCACAUCCAACCUAUUGCAAAGGUAUCAAUUGUCCCACUAAGAGGUCGAAAUAUUACUGGAACUGAAACUUUUAGUGUUCCUGUUGUACUUAAAAGCAAAGAUGAACAAGUCAAAGAAAACAAUAUCCUAUCUAGAGGCUUAGGUGGUUGUAGAACAUUUAGUUUAUUUACUUUAAAUUCAUUUCCCUAUACCUGUAAUAUACAAUUUGUUUCAUCAACUUCAUCUAUCGGAAUAAAAGACCUGUUUCUUGUCAAACCACGAUUUGAUAUUGCAACUGGAUUUUAUUAUUGUGAUGUAAUCCCAAUGGGUUCUCCAAACAUAAUUUCUAGUACAUUAGAAAGUCGUAUUCAAAUAAGUGCACAAAGUAAAGACAUUGAGGCUGUGCCUUUAGAAGUUACAUAUCUUCCUCCUGUCUAUGUUGAUGCCAAAGAAAUUAUUUUUAUUAAUACCCAUUCUCAAACCAUUCCAACAGCAACACUUGAAAUAUAUGGGUUGCAAUCUGUAUUAAAUCAUCUUACUAUUGAUGUACCAGAUGGAAUGACUGUAAGUGCUCGACAAUAUAUUUCAAAAUCUACAAUGCAAUACAAACUGCGUUUGAUGCAUAAUCAGGAAGAAAUUCAAGGUCAAAAAGUUGUUAUCGUAAAUGACAUUACAAAGCAAAAUAUAUCCCUUUUUGUACGUGUAACAAAAUAUGAAAAUUUCAUACCAUUAUCUGGAAUCCACUGGGUAGAUUAUAUGUACUUCCAUCGUUAUACAUUCGGAACAUUUGCUGUUGUUGUAAUUACUUUCUUCUACAUAUGGAAGAAUAAAAUAGCAAAUGUUGAUUUAAACAUAAAGAAUAGAUCAGUUUUUGCUGAUAAAUGUCCACCACAAUUAAAAAAGGUUAGUACUCCAUGCUCAUCUCCGUUAAAUAGUACAACUAUGUCAACUCCAAGGAGUCCAGUUACACCAACAAGAUUUACAUUUUCUGCGUUUGAUCCUGUAUAUGGUGAUCCUCGUGGUCCUUAUUCGGCAAGUAAACGAAAUAGGUCCUUGAAUAUAACACAAUAAAAAUGAAUAGUUUCAAUUUAAA
This is a messenger RNA of Bombus impatiens (common eastern bumble bee), 5818 nucleotides long. RefSeq names its product nuclear pore membrane glycoprotein 210 (gene Gp210). The coding region runs from base 82 to 5796 and encodes 1904 amino acids. Gene Ontology annotation, cellular component: nuclear pore. NCBI's taxonomy places the organism in Eukaryota, Metazoa, Arthropoda, Insecta, Hymenoptera, Apidae. The record is from RefSeq and is a predicted model, not a curated record. The transcript is spliced from 14 exons.